AUGAGCAAGACACUCGCUCUCCUCGUCCUUUUCGUCGCCGCGCUGGCCCUGGCCACCUCCGCAACACCGUCGGUCUACCUGGUGCAAGUCAAUCUCGACCCCACCACCCUGCAGGAGUUGCACGACACGCAACAGACAGUCUUGAUAGCCCAGCAGGCCCCGCCGGGCUGCUGGAGCUCGGUGUGGGGCUCCUUCGCCCAGCCCUUCUCCCACAACUACCUCGUGUGGAACGAGACCGGCACCUCGGUCUAUGCCAGCACCUCCGCCUUCGGCGAGGGCCACCCGAUUCACAUCGGGGCCUUCCAGCGCUACGUCCAGCCGCAGCACGGCUACGACUUCAAGGACGGCGCGUUCAGGCGCCAGGUGUACCAGGACUGGCUCGACGAGGACCAGCUGGCCAUCAACAACCUUGAGACCGAUGUGUACUACUUCGGCCUGGCUCAGGACAUCAACGUCAACUCAGAGGAGAUCGCCAUGCCGCCGCUCUACUCGUGCGAGAUGAUGGGCAUGGAGUACGAGGUGUUCACCCCCAGCUCCAGCUUCUACAUCUUCCUCGGCGGGCGCACGACGGCGCCGGGCACCAUGACCCGCGACCUGAGGCGCGUGGCCCGCUCGGCCCUCACCCUGGUUCGGUUCGACCCCGGCACCACCAAGAUCAACCUCUCUUGGAACCGUAGCGUCGGCCGAUUCGUGGUCGAGUGA
This is a messenger RNA of Acanthamoeba castellanii str. Neff, 702 nucleotides long. RefSeq lists its product as uncharacterized. The coding region runs from base 1 to 702 and encodes 233 amino acids. The transcript is spliced from 2 exons. Lineage: Eukaryota; Discosea; Longamoebia; Acanthamoebidae. The record is from RefSeq and is a predicted model, not a curated record.